AGGGCGGCGCGUGUCCGCGGGAGGACGCGACGCCCGUGGACGCCUUUCUGCGCAGACUGGGCUUGUAUCGGAAACCGAUCGCCGAGGACGGCUCGUGCUUGUUCCGGGCCGUGGUGGAGCAGGUAUUGCACUCUCAGUCUCGCCAUGUGGAAGUUAGAAUGGCCUGUAUUCACUACCUUCGAGAGAACAGAGAGAAAUUUGAAGCGUUCAUAGAAGGGUCAUUUGAAGAAUAUUUAAAACGUUUGGAAAACCCACAGGAAUGGGUAGGACAAGUGGAAAUGAGUGCCCUUUCUCUAAUGUACAGGAAGGAUUUUGUAAUAUAUCAGGAGCCAAAUGUUUCUCCUUCACAAGUAACAGAAAAUAAUUUUCCUGAAAAGGUAUUACUGUGUUUUUCGAAUGGAAAUCAUUACGAUAUUGUCUAUCCCAUAAAGUAUAAAGAUAAUUCUGCUAUGUGUCAGUCUCUCCUUUAUGAAUUGCUGUAUGAGAAGGUGUUUAAAACUGAUGUUAGUAAAAUUAUGAUGGGACUAGACACUUCUGAAGGAGCAGAUGAAAACAGUAGUGAAAUAUCAGAUUCAGAAGAUGACACCUGCAGGAGUAAAAGUACUGCUGCUGCUGCUGAGAAUGAACUUAAACCUUUGUCAGGCAAUGAGAACCCAGAGAACAGUGAGAACUCUGCUGGCUUUCCUUUGUCUAGAAAGGUUCUUAAGUCACUGAACCCAAAAGUCUAUAGAAAUGUGGAGUAUGAAAUUUGGCUGAAAUCAAAGCAAGCUCAACAAAAACGUGAUUAUUCCAUUGCUGCUGGACUACAAUAUGAAGUUGGAGAUAAAUGCCAGGUUAGAUUGGAUCAUAAUGGAAAAUUUUCUAACACAGAUUUUCAGGGUGUUCACUCUGAGAAUGGACCGGUUUUGGCUGAAGAACUGGGAAAAAAACAUGUACUGAGGAACCUCAAGGCCCCUCCCCCAGAAAACUGGAAUAUGGUGUCGGGAAAGAAGGUGAAAAAGCCUAAUUCUGGACAGAGUCCCCAUUCAGACACGGACUAUAGAGGGCCAAAGAAUCCAAGCAAGCCAAUAAAAACCCCAUCAGCACUACCUCCUCGACUGCAGCAUCCUUCAGGUGUGAGACAACAUGCAUUUUCUGCUCAUGCUUCAGGGUCCCAGUCACAGAAAUCCUCCAGUGAGAAUAAGACUCUUAGUAGAACACCCUCACAGCUCCUCAGAAAACCUGAUCGUGAAAGAGUUGAGGAUUUUGAUCACCUGAAUCGUGAAUCUCACUAUUUUGGCCUCUCCCCAGAGGAACGCAGAGAGAAGCAAGCUAUUGAAGAGUCUCGUUUGCUGUAUGAGAUUCAGAACCGGGAUGAACAGGCUUUUCCAGCCCUUUCUAGCUCAUCAGUCAGUCAGUCAGCUUCUCAGAGUAACAACUCAUGUGCCCAGAGAAAAUCUUCACACGGAAGUGACAGGAAAGGAAGCAGGCGGAGAAUGGACAUAGAAGAGCGGAAAGACAGAGACUCCAUACAUGUGCAUACUCACAUGGAUAAAAAACCUGAGCCAAACGCAUUGGAGAAAACUGGUGAUGAUAAAUGUGCAAGAGGAUCGUCACCACCAAAGUCAAAGCAAAUAGAGUGCCCAUCUUCUCCUGUAGAACAAAAGCCAGCAGAACAUCUAUCUUUGUCAAACCCAGCUCCCCUCCUAGUUUCUCCAGAAGUACAUCUCCCUCCUGCAGUGCCUUCUUUACCAGCCACUGUGCCAGCCUGGCCAAGUGAACCUACAAGUUUUGGACCAACAGGUGUCCCUGCUCAAAUUCCUGUUUUAUCAGUGACACAGACUUUGACCACUGGACCUGAUACUGCUGUGUCACAAGCUCAUUUAACACCCUCGCCAGUUCCUGUGUCAAUACAGGCAGUUAACCAGCCCUUAAUGCCUUUGCCUCAGACAAUGAGCCUUUAUCAAGACCCACUGUAUCCUGGGUUUCCUUAUAGUGAAAAGGGAGAUCGAGCCAUUGCACCACCUUACUCACUGUGUCAGACUGGCGAGGACCUGCCUAAAGAUAAGAACAUUCUUCGAUUCUUCUUCAAUCUUGGUGUAAAGGCAUAUAGUUGUCCUAUGUGGGCCCCACAUUCUUAUCUGUAUCCUCUGCACCAGGCCUAUAUGGCAGCCUGCAGAAUGUACCCAAAGGUCUCAGUUCCUGUGUAUCCUCAGAAUUCUUGGUUCCAAGAAGCUCCUCCUGCACAGAGUGAAAGUGAUUGCACAUGUACUGAUGCACACUUUUCUAUGCACCCUGAGGCCAGUGUUAAUGGUCAGAUGCCACAGGCAGAGAUUGGACCUCCGGCGUUUUCUUCACCUCUAGUUAUCCCUCCAUCUCAGGUGUCAGAAAGUCAUGGACAACUGUCUUACCAACCUGAACUUGAAUCUGAAAACCCUGGGCAGCUUCUUCAUGCUGAGUAUGAAGAAUCACUAAAUGGCAAGAACAUGUACCCACAACCUUCCUUUGGACCUAACCCUUUCUUAGGUCCAGUUCCCAUCGCUCCUCCUUUCUUUCCUCAUGUUUGGUAUGGGUACCCUUUUCAGGGAUUUGUAGAAAAUCCUGUAAUGAGGCAAAAUAUUGUCCUAUCCUCUGAUGAUAAAGGAGAAUUAGAUUUGCCCCUGGAAAAUCUGGAUCUGUCUAAAGACUGUGCUUCUGUCCCAGCAGUUGAGGAAUUUCCAGAAACCAGAGUUGAAGGUGCACACACUCUCUCUGAAGCAAGUGUGAGCAGCAAGCACGAAGGCCAGGUGGAACAGUCGUCCCAGACACGAAAGGCAGAUAUGACUUUAGCUGCUCUUUCUCCUGGAGCAGAGGAAAAGGCUCAUCUUCCCACUCAGAUUUUAAACAGAGAAAGAGAAACUAUGCCUGUUGAGCUUGAGCCUAAGCCGACCGUUCAAAAUCUGAAAGAAAAACCAGAGAAAACAAAAGAUACCAAGACUGCUGCUGAUGUGGUCAGCCCUGGGGCCAACUCUGUGGAUCGAGUGCAGAGACCAAAGGAAGAGAGUUCAGAAGAUGAAAACGAAGUGUCCAAUAUUCUGAGAAGUGGCAGAUCCAAGCAGUUCUAUAAUCAAACUUAUGGAAGCAGGAAAUACAAAAGUGAUUGGGGCUAUUCUGGUAGAGGUGGAUAUCAGCACGUGAGAGGUGAGGAGUCCUGGAAAGGGCAGCCUAACAGAAACCGGGAUGAAGGCUAUCAGUACCAUCGAAAUGCCAGAGGACGCCCAUACAGGGGAGAUAGGAGGAGAUCAGGGAUGGGAGAUGGCCACAGGGGACAACACACUUAGUGCUUAUUGCUCAUACUGUAGAGCAGAAGGCUUUUUUAGGUGGUAUUUCUGAAGGCUUUAAAAAUGACAUUAAAAUAAAAACCCAAAUUGGAACUAUGUCCUCCCUUCUCCCUGUACCCUUGUACCAAUUCUGGAUGAGAUUGUGGAUAUGAGUUUAAGGGAUAGGUGAAUUUCUGGCGUUGUCAUUUUCCUUAUUCAAAAUUUGUUGGGUAACUGGCCCAUAAAAAGUAAACAUGAGUUUAGUAUUUUUUAUAAACAGCUCAGAUCAUAGACUUAGUUUUUUUUCUUUUGUAAGUUUGAUUUGAAAUGUUGGAAAUGUGUGCUUUUUAGUGUUGACUUAAGUCACAAGAAAAUAAACCACUCAACACACUAUAGAUUCCAAAACAUAACAUUGCACCAAAUAGAAAUGUAUAUUUUAUUAUGCAAUGCCUUAGUCAUAAACUGGGCUCAAACAUUUCUCAGCCUAAAACACUGUUGUCUUUUAAUAUGCUUCCAACCCAAAGGCCUUUCAUCUCAGUAUCUGUCAAACUUGAAUAAUUGUCUUCUCUUUACUAUUACACACGAGGCAGCCUAUUAACCUGUGUCUUAGAAUUGUUGUAUAUAGUUCUUUUAAUAUUCAUAGGAUAUAUUUUUGAAUUUUGGUGAGUAUUUGUUGAACUUGAGAUUGCAUACAAGAAGAGAUGUUUAAGAAAUAGUAGGAAAUCCAGUGAAAUGGCUGUUCCCAUCAAGAAUCCUUAGCACUGGUUUAGUAUCAUGGUGCCUACUCGAAAGAAAUGUAGAUGCUAUGCAUUUUGAAAAUAAUCUGCAUCUGUUAGAAUUGCAGAGUCUUUUUUUUAAUGCCACUUUAACACUAAUGCACUGACAGAUUCUAAAUAUUUUGUGAGAAGAAAUGUUAAAUUUUUUUUAGCUUGAUAGCUUCUCUAGCAAGUUAGUGUUUUGUUUACUCCUUGCACCAUUGGUUGUGUUUUUUACUUUACAUUUGCAUGUUCAACUUGUCAUAGCUGGAAUUACUGUACAAAAAGAUGAUUGUAUCUUCUAGUUCGUCUCUGGAGGAUGCUGCUAGAAAAUGACUCUGCUUUGCAUUUUGUAGCCCGUUACUCAUGGGGAACGUCUCACCCUGCUUCUUCCAGUCUCCUGUGUUCACUAGAGGCUCCUUUGCAUGUUGCACUCUGUUCUCAUUUGGAGAUGGGACUCUGAAUUAACACAGUAUUCAUGCAUCUGUGUUAUUUUGUAAAACUAACUGUAGCUUGUUUCUUAUUUGUACAUACCAAUGUGAAAAUUUGCCCUUUUUUACGUUGAGAUUACCUUUUGAUCAGGAAGUUUGAGUGCUAUGCAAAUAAUAUGGUAGUGAUUUUUCUUUGCAUGUCAUGUGUAAUGUACCUAGUCGAAAGGAGAUGUGGCUUUUAUUUUGGGGGGCAGAUACUUUAAAAGCAAAUACAAUUCACUUGAAUUUGACAAACUGAAGUAGACAGGUUUUCUGGGUUCUGUGAUAACUUGUGGGAAUGAUUGGAUGUCAGCUAGGUUCAAUGUCUCCACUGUACUGUAAUAAUGGUUGUUUACCUCUGUACUGUUUUAAUUACCCUAAUGUCUCUGUGACUGCUGAUUUGAAUAGUGAUUAGCAUUUAGAUAUUUUGUAACAGGAUUUUAGUGAGCACUUUGAAAGAUAACAUUUUAUUAUGAUGGUGCUAGGAAAAAAAUUGUAUAGACUGGGACAUUGCAGCAAAAAUUCUUGACAGGACCCAUUGAGUUUGUUGUCAGUGUCUAAGUCAGAAUGGUUGUAAGAGGUUCUGCUUAAGCCAGUGUUGUAGUAUCAAUGGCUGAAUUAUGUAUGGCAUAAGAAAUUUAGAGGAUCUACUUUUAGUUCAUGGUUUUUUAUGUAGGAUUAGCUUGUCCAGCAAUUUUUAUUAUGAAAAUCACCUUUUGAUAAAUACCAGAUUUAAAAUUUUAGUUUGAUGUUUGGUCUCAGGAGUCCAAAAGAAGUAGCUCUUUCCAAUGUCCUUCAUGUUAUUAUUGACUGGGGUUUGAUCUGUUUGUGGAAGUGUUUGAAAAUUGGAUAGGGAAGAAAUACUGUUUGCUUCCUGUCACUCCUAUCUUACCUCAAUGAAGUAACAGUGCUCCAUAGCUCCUGAGAGAAACACUGAUUUGCUUCCUGUUUCCUCAUCUAACCUUGAUAUUAUGGAUCAGUGGUGAAAGAGAAUUCUAGCAUGUGGUACUUUUCUCAGUGACCUCUGUAGAGGAACUCUGACUUUUGUAGCUACAAAUUAGCAAUCUUUGCAUAAGGUGAGUUUUUUGUUAGGUAUGUUUUUAAAUGUAUUCAUCCAGGGGAUUUUGCCUUAUGCUGAGGUCAAACUAGGGCCAAGCAAGCUUUUGUCCUUCAUACUGUCAGAGUACAUGUUGGCAUAUCGCUAGAUGAGAACAGUGACAACUGAGUCAUUUGUACUGUAAUUGGGAAUCAGCGACACCUUGUGAUCAGAUACAUUUUGAACAGAUGCUUAAACUGACCACUGCUCACCUGUUUUGCUUUAGUUGAAUUUCAGCUCAGCCUCUUUCCUCUCAGUAUUGUCUGUCCCUCAUUUCCCCUCAAAAUUCAUUUUCCAUUUGUGUUCCUUGGCCAGCAGGAUGCUGGCCAAUGUGUAUCCUUGCGCUGUUUCGUACACGUCCACUUCAUGGCAGAACUAAGCUCAUACUCUUGUCUCUCCAUGAUAGGAGUAGGCUUUUCACAAACCGCAGUGCUGAGGCAGUUUAUUUGCUGGAAACUACUUGUGGAGUGUGGUGUUUCCUCUGAAGGGUGAAUUAAAAUGCCUGUGAACUGCAAACUUGCUUGCGAUUGAUUUGGUGCAAUAAAGUUCCUUUCUAAACAUUUCUGGUUUAGAAAAUACUCAGCCAUCUUAGAAACUAGCAAUAUUUAUUUUUGCCUCAUUUAUUUUACCUCCAGUUUUAGAUGAGGUAAACUGUUUCACUUGUGGGUACUAAGUAAGGUCCAUUCUAGUGUAGCAGAAGAGAAAGCAGAUUUGGCUAUACUUUUUCUGUUUGUUGUAUUUUAUGUCUAAAUACUAUUUUUAUUUUUUAAAAUCUUAAUUAUGGCUUCUAGUAUGUCAGUUUCAAAAAAAAAGUUUUCCUAAUCAAUAUUGGCCAUUUACUUAUUAUUCUCCCACUAAUUGGGACUUUUUUUUUUUUUAAAAAAAGAUGUUCCUUCCUCUGAAAUUUACAAGUUUUAGAAAAUCCUAGAAGAGGGGUGGGUGCAUGUCUUAAUGCUGAGAAGCAGCAACUUUGGGGUUGAACUUACUUGAAUGGAUUAAGAAUUGCAUUGUUACAGAGCUAGAAAAAAUUUAUGUCUGAAAAAUACUAGCCUUACACUGAGUACAAAUAAUACUUGUAAGCAUGUGAAGAUGUGAUUUGUGAUGUUACUUGUAAAAAAGUGUCUAUACAUAUCUAUACAUAUCUUUUGAAGUGUUGAAAGGAAAAUAGUACUUUAUAUUCUUUAUCAUAUCACCUUUUGUAAGUGUUGAAUAUAUUCCUGUUUAUUUUUCUAUGUUCUGUUUUGUAGCCUUAAGAAGUGUUUCAAACUCUCUGAAUGUAUAAAAUAAGAGUGAAUGCCCUACAUGGUGUGAUGCUGCAUUACAUAUAAAACUGUGCAUAUAUUCAAUUUUG
This is a messenger RNA of Nannospalax galili (Upper Galilee mountains blind mole rat), 6950 nucleotides long. RefSeq names its product OTU deubiquitinase 4 (gene Otud4). Gene Ontology annotation, molecular function: K63-linked deubiquitinase activity; cysteine-type deubiquitinase activity. The record is from RefSeq and is a predicted model, not a curated record. The transcript has 21 exons. The coding region runs from base 159 to 3299 and encodes 1046 amino acids. Gene Ontology annotation, biological process: regulation of protein K48-linked deubiquitination; negative regulation of toll-like receptor signaling pathway; protein deubiquitination. Lineage: Eukaryota; Metazoa; Chordata; Mammalia; Rodentia; Spalacidae.